GUUCAUAUGUCCUAGUCGACGCUGCCGUUCAGUAGCAUAACACACGCUGGUGAAUUCAUUCAAGUCUGCGGCCAAUAUGUUCAUUGGAGUGACCUCCAUUGGAGGCAACGUUAAUUCACAUUACGACUACUUGAUUUGAGCAGGAGAUUGGUACAUAUUGACCAAAUAGGAAUAGAAGUCGAUUGGAAGAAAGUACAAAACACUACGCAGAAUGAAGUUAUAAGGGCGGGAGCAGAAGAGAAGGGGAAGGCAAUUUGCUAUCGCUAUUCAGCCACCAUUGUUGACGAAAGAUCGCUGACUUUAUUUCCAUUGCUUUGAGUCAUGGCAUUAGACUUCGUAGCAGGAUGCAUAGGAGGUUGCGCAGGAAUAAUUGUUGGUCAUCCACUUGAUACAUUAAAAGUCCAUAUACAGUCUGGCAGAGGAACUGCUCUGGAAUGUACGAAAGCGUUACUAAAAGGAGGGACACUAACCACAGCAUAUCGCGGCAUUGGAGCGCCUUUAGGCGGAGUAGCAUUCGUUAACGCUAUUGUGUUCGGUACUUACGGGAAUACUGUGAAAGCGCUGCCAAACCCAGAUUCAUUAAUGUCACACGCAAUUGCUGGAAGCACUUCAGGAUUACUUCAAAGUUUAGUAUGCGCUCCCAUUGAACUGGUUAAAACUAGACAACAACUCGCCAAACCGGGUGAGGGUAUUCCAAACGGAGCAUUUUCAGGAGCAAGAUACAUACUCAGAUCAGGCGGAUACAGAGCGUUGUUUCGUGGAUUAGGAAUAACAAUGGCACGGGACAGUCCAGCGUUCACGAUAUAUUUCGUGUCUUAUGAAGCGAUGACUCGGGGAAACCAAUCUGUAAUGCGAGUAUUCACUGCUGGGGGAAUCGCAGGGGCAUUAUCUUGGGUACUGUUCUACCCAGUAGACGUAAUAAAAUCCCGUCUCCAAGGUGAUGCUAUACGGAAAUACUCCAGUGCAUUGGACUGUUUUAAGCAGUCAUUACGACUAGAUGGAUGGAAAGGUAUGUUUAGAGGUCUGGGUCCGGUGAUAAUCCGCGCAUUUAUAAGUAAUGGGGCAUGUUUUACGGCUGUCGCUUGGACAGAGCGUGCCUGGCAGCAGUUACUGGAUCCAACAACACCUAUCACUCCACUAGCAAGUGCAUCAACUUCAGCAGUCAGUGAUAAUGUUGACUAUAUUUAUGACACAUGACGUAAUUUUCCAAAUAGGAAAGUUAUACAAGACAAGUGUUAUAAGGACUUCUAUGUAAAAUAUCACGGAGUAAGUCACAGGAGAUAAAAAAUAAAUAUGAAGUGAAUAAUUUAA
Leptidea sinapis is the source of this 1311-nucleotide messenger RNA. RefSeq names its product mitochondrial basic amino acids transporter-like. The transcript is spliced from 4 exons. Gene Ontology annotation, cellular component: mitochondrion. Gene Ontology annotation, molecular function: high-affinity L-arginine transmembrane transporter activity. NCBI's taxonomy places the organism in Eukaryota, Metazoa, Arthropoda, Insecta, Lepidoptera, Pieridae. The record is from RefSeq and is a predicted model, not a curated record. Bases 322 to 1197 code for a protein of 291 amino acids. Gene Ontology annotation, biological process: mitochondrial L-ornithine transmembrane transport.